AAGCUUCGCUGAACCACCAUCAGAGCGAGAAGGAACUUAUAGCUGGAUACAGGGUCAUAACAACUUUGUUCAGUGUCGUCCAUAGGUAUAGAUAUUAGGAAACUGUAUGCAACCACUCUCCUUAUUAUACUCCCUCCGUCUGCUGAUCGACUUCAUCAUACUUGGGAGUCAAACAAGGCCCACUGAGAGUGUAUCGGAGUCACACAUAUUUUACUGAUCAACUUCUGUAACAAUACAGUCAACGGGAUCCAGGAUCGAAUAAAGAUGGAGUGCUAAGGAAUGGUGUUCAUUUAAUGGCCUCCGAACAGAUGGGCGAUAUAUAAAUUAUAGACCUGCUUGGAAUAUCAGCAUCCAGUUCACGUCACGAUCUGGAUCUUGAUGUAUAUACUGAUGGACCAAUUGAAAUAAAUUGUACGAUCACCUCAACUUAAGAGCUCAAGGGUCUAGUUGAUCACGUCGGAGUUCUGCAGAUAGGAUGGCGAUACACCAAGAGAAAUUAUACAUUUUCAUAGGUAUUGGAUUAGCGAGCUUCUGCGUUAUAUUCCUAUUUUUUCGACCAAUAGAGACGGGGGUUCAUCAACCGCUAGUGCGAUGCGCGCCGCAACAGGUGGUGAAAUAUGUGACGGUAAAGCCCCGCGCAUAUUUGAACACGCCUACAAAAGAUGCCACGCCUGCGAUGACUCGUCAGCCGACGACAUCACAAUACCCAAGAAAGAAAACACAACAACAACAGGAUGAUGAUGAUAGAGAUGUUGACAUUGUAUUACAGAGAGAGAAAUACCGACAGACAGAACUCAAUGAUGUGUUUAUUGGUGUGAAAACAACUGAAAAAUAUCAUAGCACCCGACUACAGCUCAUCUUAGAUACUUGGUUUUCAUUAGCUCCUGAACAGACAUAUUUUUUCACAGACGGAGAAGACAUGGAGCCAUAUCAGAACAAAACAAACGGACAUAUGGUCAAUACCGGGUGCAAACAGAUCCAUUCACCUCAAGGACUCUGUUGUAAAUUAUCCGCCAUUUUCAGUUCUUUCAAAGCAUUUGAUAAAAGAUGGUAUUGCCACGUGGAUGACGACAACUAUCUGAAUAUACCUCAGCUGCUAGCCUUGCUCAGAGGGUAUGAUCAUAAUCAAGAUUAUUACCUUGGUAAACCAAGUGUGACACAUUCUAUAAAAGGCAAAGAUCAUCUCAAGAAUACGUCUGCCGAAUUCUGGUUUGGAACUGGAGGAGCAGGAGUUUGUUAUAGCAAGGCGUUAGUACCAAAGAUGAUGCCCUAUGCAAGUCGUGGAAAGUUUGGAGAAACAUGCGCUAGAGCGGGUCGUCCUGAUGAUAUGACCAUUGGUUUCAUAGUAGAUUACUUAUUAAAUGGGACAUUGACGAAGAUCCCCACCUUCAACUCUCAUAUUCAAAACCUAACGAGGUUACCCACAGAAGACCUUCAUAACCAGGUAACCUUAAGCUACAGUCUUAACGACAAAAAAAUUAAGGGACCUAAUAUCAUCAACAUGAGACCUAUAAUGGAGGAUGAUCCUACCCGGUUCAAGUCGUUCCAUUGUACCUAUUUCCGUGGAUAUGGAAAUUGUACCUCCAGUUGAUACACCUACCAAACUCUAUUUGAUGGUCAUUACUUUAUGCGUUUUCAUGAAGAGCAUGCGCCACCAACGUUCAUCAUCAUGAGAGGCUUGUGGGUCGACCUCUUAAGGUUACACGGGACUAAUUACAACUGGCAGGCAAAAGAUAUUAAUUUGAGUCAACCCAUUCUCAAUUUUUAAAUUUGAUAUUACUGAUUGAAAAAAAUGAAUGAAUAUGACUGACAAUCUAACACUGAUUCUAGGGA
This is a messenger RNA of Lytechinus variegatus (green sea urchin), 1833 nucleotides long. Its product is annotated as beta-1,3-N-acetylglucosaminyltransferase radical fringe-like. Gene Ontology annotation, biological process: regulation of Notch signaling pathway. Bases 476 to 1591 code for a protein of 371 amino acids. The record is from RefSeq and is a predicted model, not a curated record. The transcript is spliced from 10 exons. Gene Ontology annotation, molecular function: O-fucosylpeptide 3-beta-N-acetylglucosaminyltransferase activity. Gene Ontology annotation, cellular component: membrane. Lineage: Eukaryota; Metazoa; Echinodermata; Echinoidea; Temnopleuroida; Toxopneustidae.